Messenger RNA from Cladophialophora carrionii CBS 160.54, 2424 nucleotides. RefSeq lists its product as uncharacterized. Gene Ontology annotation, molecular function: nucleic acid binding. The record is from RefSeq and is a predicted model, not a curated record. The transcript has 2 exons. The coding region runs from base 1 to 2424 and encodes 807 amino acids. Lineage: Eukaryota; Fungi; Ascomycota; Eurotiomycetes; Chaetothyriales; Herpotrichiellaceae.
AUGGGUCCCCGACAGCGGGCGCAGGGUCGCAAGAAGAGGAACGGAGGUACACCAAAUCACUCGUCAGCCCACUGGUCCGGGUUCAAUUCACCUUCGCCAUCCCCGUGGUCGGAAGGUCAGGCCAAGUCCAGAGGUCCCAAUGCCCGCCACCGCGAGCUUGUUAGCGACUGGCAGGCCUACUCGAGUUCCAAUGCCUCUGGUUUACAGAACGCCCCCCUAAGCAUGGCUCAGGCUGCUAAGAAUACCGAGCGACACGCUAUGGCUUGGGGAUCUUUGAAACUGAGGGAACAAAGCAUCACUUUCGUCAGUGCCGGACAUCUACACCAGGACGAGAUCAAAGCUACAGGUGAAGAGGACGGAGAUAAGGACGUAAAGGAAGAUAUCGAACCCACGCCAGCUGAAUCCACACUUCUGUCACAACUUGCAAAGUCGUCCGAGCAAUCCGCUUCUGGCAGUGAGCAGCAGGUGGUGCGCGCAGACUCCCCAGCUGAGGCUGUGGCACAAACGCCUGCGCCCAGAAGAGACUCGAUAUCGUCGCAAUCGUCAGACGAAAUUCUCUUCGCCGGUCGAGGCAAUCCCGUACCCAGAAUGGCCGCCAAAAUUACCCCUGCCACGUCCAAACUUCCCACACCUUCGCCUGAAAAGAGAACGGAAGAGGCCAAACUGCCUUUCCAAAACCCUCUCGCCACCCCCGAGAUCACCGCACAAGACUCCAGUUCAUCUGGUUUGGAAAGGUUCAACAACAUAUUACCUUCGCAACACCGUCAAGGCGCUGAUCGCCGGGGUCGUGCUCGCCAGCGCAGAAAGGACGAUGAAGAGGAUCUCAUCAAUGACUACAUCGCCAACAUGACCUUCGACGAUGAUAGUGACGACAAUGUAGCCGACAUUGCUCGUUCAGUCAAGACUGGCAGAAGAACUGAGCACUUCAGAUUCUUUGAUGGUGCCACUGAGUCGAAAGUUAGUGUGCAACCCGAGCCUUCCAGAAAAACCGCGAAGAAGACCACCAAAGUCGAACAGGCCAUUGAUUGGGAUUCGGCCGAUCUGGAGGAUUUUGAUGAGUUCAGUACCACGGAUGAGGAGGUUGUUGAAGUCAGCCAAGUUCUUCGUUUCCGUACACGGCCCAGUGGCCGACAAUACCUCGUGAACCCACUCGGCAAAGACGCGAGCGAACCUCGCUGGGUUCUGCACGACAAGUUGAUCUCUAAAUCUGCAGUCAAGGAAAUCCGUAUUUUCGAGGAGAUCCAAACCAUGAAGAUCCAACAGACACCUGAGUCCGAAGACUCAGACUCAGAUUCAGAAGCAGAAGAAGCUGAUGACGAUUUGAUGGACGACAUUGACUCUGAGGAUGCAGAAAACGAGCGCAUCUUGAAGCAUACAUCCCGCAUGACAGACGAGCAGAUCGCCCGCGCUCUAGCCAAGCAAGAAGAAUUAGGCUUGGGCGGCGAUGAAUUGCUUUUGCUGGACGGAAAUGUGGACGACUAUGAUGAUGACGAGGAUGUGGAUGACGACGACGAUGAGUUUGCAACUGGCGACGCGUUCAUCCCGUUCUCAGCGAAGAAGCAUCUCUCCAGCCGCACCACGUCAAGGCGCAACAGACGCCAACGCGACCACUUCCCUUCUGCUUCAGCAUUCGCAGACGCCCUCGAUCAGGAUCCCUAUGGUGCCUUCGACAUCAUGGACUUCGAACGCCCAAGUCUUCGACCUAAGAAGAAGGGACGAAAGUCUGAUUUGCCGUUUGAGCUAGGUAUUGAGGACCCGGAGCUUGCCCAGCGCCUUCGCAGUACGUGGGAGAAAGACCGGGAGAAGAAGACUGCACGCAAGCGAGAGAAGCAGCUUGAGCGUGAGGACGCCCUCCUCGAUGCUGCUGAGCGGAACCAGCCUGCGGCCAUUCGCGCAGAGAUCAGACAGUUCAUGGCUCAGGAAGUCGACACGCUGGAGCUGGCGCCCAUGGAUGCAGGUCAACGUGCUGCGAUGCACCGCCUGGCAAAGGCACUGAAGCUUGUCUCAAAGUCGCACGGCAAGGACGGACAUGGCAUAGGGCGCUAUCCUGUUCUCACCAAGGGACCUCAUACGCCAAGAUUCACCAUCGACACAAUAUGGGAGAUCGAUGCUUUGUUGGAGUCGAGGAAGUUCUUCCCUAAGGGCGUCUUCGGCUCCUUCAGAACCGCUGCAGGGCCGAAGACCAGGACACCCGGAUUUGCGAGGGCCCGCAGAGGUGGUGGCGGCACAAUGUCCGGUGCUACCUACAUGAAUGGCGAUGUUGUUGGUGCCUCAGCUCCCGAGAUCGGCGCAGGGAAUAAAGGUCGCGCCAUGCUCGAAAAGAUGGGGUGGCAGGUGGGCAUGGGUAUUGGUGCUGUUGGAAACAAGGGUAGCGUCGAGGUCAUCAAGCACGUCGUCAAGACGACGAAGGCUGGGCUGGGUUGA